Olea europaea var. sylvestris is the source of this 562-nucleotide messenger RNA. RefSeq lists its product as uncharacterized. NCBI's taxonomy places the organism in Eukaryota, Viridiplantae, Streptophyta, Magnoliopsida, Lamiales, Oleaceae. The record is from RefSeq and is a predicted model, not a curated record. The transcript is spliced from 2 exons. The coding region runs from base 46 to 411 and encodes 121 amino acids.
CCCAGCCCAAUUUUGCAAUUCCCACUCGUAUCUCUCCAAUCCCAAAUGGCGAAACAAAGGCGAAUCGAAGGCCAGCGACUUCGUCAUCUCUCCAUCCCAUCUUCAUCCAUCUCCUCGAAGGCAUUUGGUCAUUUUUUUCCUCAAGUCAUUCAGUCGUUUUUUCGUCAUUCAAAUCCGCCACCGGCCCACCACCGUCUUCUCCAGCGAAAUCUGCAGCCAAAAUUAGGGGUGAGAGGAGAAACGAGGGGGAACCCAAGGAAUUAUGAUAUUGUGUUGUCUGGAAAUAAGGCCAUGCAGUUUCAAUGGGCUUCAUCUUGCAGUCAUGCUAAUAUCCUGGAGACAUCGUUCAGUGACGUGCUUAAAAGCAAUUCUAAGAAACCAAUAUCAAAAGGGGGUUGGCAUGAUUUGUAAAUGCAAAUGCAAAUGCGGAAUGUGAUUUUGUUCGCCUACGAUGUCAAAUGUUAAUGUAAUUUCAGUUUUAUUAAAUGUUGAUGUAUAACACUCGUGAACUUUUGCAGUAAAUGUUAAUGUAAUUUCACUUAUGAAGUGGUAGUUUAUUGUC